Molecule: messenger RNA, 5423 nt
Organism: Oreochromis niloticus (Nile tilapia)
Lineage: Eukaryota; Metazoa; Chordata; Actinopteri; Cichliformes; Cichlidae
Gene: arhgap17a
Product: Rho GTPase activating protein 17a
Exons: 21
Coding region: 568-3219 (883 amino acids)
Biological process (GO): regulation of Rac protein signal transduction; regulation of actin cytoskeleton organization; signal transduction
Cellular component (GO): intracellular anatomical structure; cytosol; cytoplasm
Molecular function (GO): GTPase activator activity; protein binding
Source: RefSeq, a predicted model, not a curated record
CUGCCAGUGUCCAGGGGGAGGUGGUGCUGCUUGACAGAUGCUGGCCGUGCACUAACGUUACUUCCUGCCGCCGUGUGUGUGUUGGCAGUGGCAGAGGUGAGGUGCUGCUGCUGCUGCGCACUCAGCUCCCAGUCAUCUGCUGCGCUCUGGGGGAAAAAGCGGCCGACGGAUUAUCCAGCUCCCCUAACAGUGUUAGCUCAUCGGCUAACAGACAAGCCAGCAACCGAGAGGAGCCAUGAAAAGCCGCCGGAGCCGGUGAAAGUUAGCCAAGGGUUACUUUGGGACUUUAAUGCACGCAAAGAUACCAAAAAGGAGGUUCGCGGGUCAUGCCGUCGCCCCCAGCGGGAACUUUUGCCUAGAAUUUCCACUUGGGAAGGGCUAGCUCGGGGGGCUAGCUCGGCUACGAACUAUUUUUAAUUGGCUUUGCGCUCAAUGGCUCUCGCUUGUUUUUCCCUGUCAUAGCGACAGCUUGGAAAAUUGGGAGAGGCCCCCUUGUGAAGUUCAUGACAAACCAAAGCCCGGUUUUGAAGCUUAACUUCGGACGACUAAACUGGCAAGGGAGCGAAAAUGAAGAAGCAGUUCAAUCGGAUGAAACAGCUCGCCAAUCAAACAGUCGGCAGAGCAGAGAAAACAGAAGUCCUCAGUGAUGACCUCCUGCAGAUCGAACGGCGCAUGGAGCUGGUACGCGUGGUGUCCCACAACACACACAAAAAGAUGGUGUCGUGUCUACAGGGACACAUCGGUGCAGAGGCAGAGAAGAGACAUUCUGUACCACGCCUCUAUACAGGAAAUGGUCAGAAAAAGCUUCCCCUCACGGCACUGUCCCAGGCAAUGACUGAAGGUGGAAGCCAGUUGGGAGAAGAUUCCUUAAUAGGGAAAAUGAUGGAGGUGUGCGGAGAUGCAGAGAAUCGCCUGGCAUCAGAGCUGAUGCAACAUGAGCUGCAGAUAGAGAAGGACGUUCUGGAUCCACUCAGCCAGUUAGCCGAGGUGGAAAUCCCUAACAUCCUGAAGCAGAGGAAACAGCUGGCCAAACUGGUGUUGGACUAUGAUUCUGCCAGAGCAAGAUGGUUGCAGGCAACCAAGUCAAUAAUCUCAGGAACAAACACUCAAGCACUGACGGCCAAGGCUGACCUACUCAAGGAAGAGGUGGAUGAGGCCAUGAACAAAGUGGAGCUUUGCAAGGAUCAGCUUGCUGCCGACAUGUACAGUUUUUUCUCAAAAGAAGGCGACUAUGCCCACUAUUUCGUAACGCUCUUAGAAGCUCAGGCAGAUUACCACAGAAAGUCUCUCACUGUUCUGGAGAGUGUCUUGCCAACCAUCCAGGCUCAGCAAGAUUCAUGGACGGAAAAGCCUGCAUUUGGCACUGGUUUAGAUGAACACCUGAAGAGGAGUGGGAGGGAGAUCGCUCUGCCAAUAGAGGCCUGUGUCAUGAUGCUUCUAGAGACGGGCAUGAAGGAAGAGGGUCUAUUCAGAAUUGCAGCAGGGGCAUCCAAGUUAAAGAAGCUAAAGGCGGCGCUCGACUGUUCCACUUCACAGCUGGAGGAGUUCUACUCUGACCCCCACGCUGUCGCUGGAGCACUAAAGUCCUACCUGAGGGAACUCCCUGAACCUCUAAUGACCUUCCAGCUUUAUGAUGAAUGGAUCCAGGCAUCCAGUGUGUCAGACCCAGACAAACGGCUCCAGGCGCUCUGGGUUGUAUGUGAUAAACUACCAAAGAACAACAAAAACAACCUGAGGUAUCUGGUGAAGUUUUUGGCCAAACUGGCUCAGGAGAGCGAGCUGAACAAAAUGACUCCUAGCAACAUUUCUAUUGUCCUGGGACCCAAUUUGCUCUGGGCCAAGACUGAAGGGAGUCUGGCUGAGAUGGCUGCAGCUACCUCUGUGCACGUGGUGGCCAUUGUUGAGCCCAUUAUCCAACAUGCUGACUGGUUCUUUCCUGAGGACGUGGAGUUCAAUGUUUCUGGCAUGUUUGUGAUGCCCACACCUGCAUCCAACCACAACAAUCACUUAGAUUAUGACUCUGGCACCAUUGAAAGGAAGAGACCUGGCAGCAUGGUGGGACCAGAGAACGACACAGGGCGCAAAGACAAUACCACUAACAAGCACUCGGACCACACCCUUCGUAGAGGCAGUAACACUUUAGGUAGAAAGCAGCACACUUCACCUGCUUUCCAGCCUCCUUUACCCCCCGUGGAGGCUCAGGGACAGGGACACGGGGCCGGGCAGGUUCCCCAGGCCUCGACUGAGCCCCAGUCACAAGCUUCACCUGGGGGUUCAGGGUCUGAUCCUUUCCAGCAAAGUUUGGCACAGGGUCUUGCUGCUCUUGCAGCUGCUCAGCAGCUUCUAGCCCAGCACACAGAGGAGCUCAGCAGCCCAAAGCUACGUGACUCUACAUCCACCCCAACCCCUGCUCUCCAGAGGAAUGGCUCUGGAGGAGGCAGCCAGGCUGCUGGCCAGCUGGGCACUGGAACCCCGGGGGCUGGAUCCAUGGGGCCCAGUCCACAUAUGAUGCGCAGAGGUACCAAGAAGCAGGCUCCUGCUCCUCCCAAACCCACAAACCCUCCACCCAGUCAGCCCUGUAAUUCUGUAAACUACGCCUCAUCCUCUGGCUCCUCCCAGACUUUCAGUUCCACCCCCAGACCCCUGUCUGGCCACUCGUCCACCUCUGUAACCUCCCCCACCUCACAUCCAAGUGCCACACAUCGGCGCCAUUCGAGUAACCAGCCCCCGAUCCAGGCGCCGAGCCAUCCGCCCCCAGAACCUCCGACGCAGGCCAAUCCCUCUGUGCAGCCCGCAUCCCUCGGCCAGCCCAGCGGGGACCAGCACAGCACCGACCCCUCACCCCCAGGAACCCCAACCCCUCCAGACACCCCUCCACCCUGCACUAACAGCCAGGAUGCAGUUACCCCUCCAUCCCCAUCUCCAUCUCCCUACCAGUCGGGCUCGCUUCCCCGGCCACGGCCUGUCCCCAAACCACGGAACAGACCCAGCAUCCCCCCGCCGCCCCAACCCACCACAGUGACCAAUGAGACCAACGGGAUCUGCACCAAGAUGAUGGAUCCGGUGAUUAAUUUCAAAGGUUUGAGUCGAGCUUUGGUCCCCGACUUCACGGCAGUAGACCAGCAGCUGCCGACUGCCACCGCCUUCUCCUCCUCCUCCUCCUCCUCGCCGCCUCUUCCUAAAGACUGUGACCUGGAGAGCGAGAGCACUGUCCUAUAAGGAGGCGCCUCCUCUCACACCUCCUUUAGUCUCCUCUCCAGCCCAUAUCUGCAGCCCUCGUAUAAAAGAUGACCCUCUCCCUCUGUGCCUGGUCAUGAAGGACAACAAACUAAUGGCGGCCAUCAUGGAGGUCAAACAGCUUCCUGUCAGCAAAAUACAUAAAACAUUUCUCCAGCCACAUGAUUAACCUUUGACAUGCUAGUUUAUUAUAUGCGAGCUCUAUUAGUAUUUAUACCAACUACUACACACACACUUUAACAUCACAUUAUUAUAGGGGGUAAGCUAGCGCAUUACUACUGGUUGUCUUCACUUUUAUAAAAGUCAUAACUACAGCUUAGUCAGUAUAGUUAUUGAUUAUAUAACACAUCUUUAAGCUAAAAAGGGUAAAACAUCACUAUAAAUUAACAGAACUGAGCUGAUCACAGCUCACAUCAGCUAAAGGAUCUCAUCUGCAAGCCACUUUGCAACCCCCAGCUCCUUUGCUUCAUUCUGUUUUUAAUUUAAUUCAUGUGUGAAAAUGGUGUGCUAGGAAAUCUAGAAGCAGUGAUAGUCAUGUAAAUGGCAAAUUUUUGGUUUCUUAGUCUGACAACGGAGGUAGCGUCCACAUGCGAUUGGUGUUUUCCACUAUUUCUACUGUUGUUUAGUGCAGUUCGUGUGGCCAUCGGCACUCGCUUCCCGACAGUCUUCUCGACCUCCAUGAUGUUGCCAGAUGUGAUUUUUGCAGGGAGACUCGUGAUACAAAGCCUUCACCCUGCGACAUGUACCGGCCCCUCUGUCUUUACACCGCACUCCCUGCAGAUCAAGCUCCAGACAAUCGUCAAAGAAGAGCGUAGCAGAAACGAAGGGCAGAUGUUGGACCAGCACUGCUGUUAGAGACUGUGUUACAGCAAUAUAAAAGAGCACAGUGGGGUGGUGUAUUUGGUGUGAGGUGGGGUUUUCCUGUGUGUAUUUUUCAGUGUUGAACAUGGCCUUAGAUCAAGAAAUAAAUAAGUUGUAUUUUUAAAAGGUGGAUGGACUAGAAACCAAAACAGUUGAAGUGUAGCUGUGACUGCAGGUUUCCAGUCGUCUCAAACACUUAACUUACCCUUUUCUCCCCCUUUAUAUGGAAACCCAUACUUUUAUUUCUUUUUCCUCCUGCCUGUAUUUAUUUACCAAUUUAAAACAAAAAUACAUUCCCUAGUGGCUUGACAUCUUUAAUGCAGUCUUUAAAUAUGCACCAUGCCUUAUUGGUUCCUCCCAGAACUAUGAAAUACGCAUUUACUGUAUGGGGGACGGGAGGUAUUCCCUUCUAGUACUACAGUAUUUCUAAGAAGCUGUGUCGGUAGCGGGUAUGUUUCAGGCCGUGUCCGAUAAGAAACUGUGCGCUUCUGCAUUGUUCUGCAGAAGUUGUGUAUUUAAAUGUGUUUUGGGUUUUCUAAGCAGACGUAGCAGGGGUCGACCUGACCCUCCCAGCCUGAAUGCAGUCAGUAUUUUUUGCCUUUCUGUUUCUCCAGUCUAUCUUAGUGUGCUCUCCGGCGUUCGCCAGGGCAUUACACACAGCGGGGCUGAGCGUGAGCGAAUGUAGUGAAACAUCACCCUGAGCAGAAAGAUGCAUAAAGAGCUGAUUUUGCACUUGAGCGCAGGCCAGACUCAUUGAGUGGUUUUCUAGUGAACUCUGUUAUAGAGGGCUUGGUUUUCUUCCCUCUCUCUGUCUUUCCCACUGAGCUGAGUGAACACAGUGCUGUGAUAUCUCAGUAGUGAUGUGGUGUUAGAUUUUUGCCAGGUCUGUUUUUGUUUUUUGUUUUUUAUUUUAAAUGGCUUUGUUGUAUUUUCUGUGUAAACUUUGCUUUAUUGUUAUUAUUAUUUUUUGGCCUAUGAUAAAUGCAGAUUUUGGUUUCUAGAGAGCUGACCCAACAUGGUACCAGGUGAGAAAGUCUUGGAUGCUGCAGUUGCCCUGAAAAGAAGUCGAGUUGUGUUUUUCAGAGACAAUCAAAGCAUUACGAUCCCCUCCUUUCUCUCUCUGUGCGCUCUUGUACCUUGCUGCCUUAUCCUUGUGCAUCGAGAGAACAAACAAAUGCCAUUAAACUAGAAAUGAUGAUAAUGAUGCUGCAUUUUUAAGUUCCAUAGUUUUAUAUGUAUGCUGUCUGGUGAGCUUAAAUAUGGGAAAAAACAUGUAAUAUGAAUGCUUUCCUUUCCAAAGAAAAUAAAGUAUAUGAAGAAACUAU